Molecule: messenger RNA, 2661 nt
Organism: Bolinopsis microptera
Lineage: Eukaryota; Metazoa; Ctenophora; Tentaculata; Lobata; Bolinopsidae
Exons: 1
Coding region: 337-960 (207 amino acids)
Molecular function (GO): calcium ion binding
Source: RefSeq, a predicted model, not a curated record
GGUUGAAGUUUCAUGAUCAUGCUGAUCAUGAUGACUUGGAUUUGAUGCGAGGGUGAUUCUCCUCCACGGCUUAUUCGCCCUCCGGGUCUUAACGUGACAAUUGUACUAAGUUUUAUUGCAAACUAUGUUGAUAAAUCCCAUAAGUCCCAUAUUUCAUUCGAAAUUUUGCAUUUAAGGAAGGAAACUUUAGCAGUCCUCGGCAUACUAUUGAAACUUUAUAAGAUUUCUUUCUCUUGUUGACUUGUCAUUCAGUUACCAGUCAUAUCUGAUAAGUAUCAUAACAAUUUUGCUGAUAAAUAAUAUUCUCCAGUUUAGCUCAAGGAAACGUUAUCAAAGAUGCCAGGACUCGACGAGACCAACAACGAAAGCUACAGAUACCUGAGAAGUGUCGGAAACACCUGGAAGUACAAUGUCGAGGACCUUCACCCCAAGAUGUUGGAACGUCUGUACAAGAGGUUCGACACUUUCGAUCUCGACACUGACGGCAAGAUGAGCAUGGACGAGAUUAUGUACUGGCCCGACAGAAUGAGACAGCUGGUCAACGCUUCUGACGAACAGAUUGAGAAGAUGAGAGCUGCCUGCGACACCUUCUUCUUCCACAAAGGAGUAAACCGAGACACCGGUCUCGCACGAGAGGACUGGGUUGAAGCUAACAGAGUCUUCGCUGAAGCCGAGAGAGAAAGGGAACGACGUGGAGAAGGAUCUUUGAUUGCCCUCCUCUCCAACUCUUACUACGAUGUCCUGGAUGAUAGUGGUGAUGGUACUGUCGAUGUCGAAGAGCUCAAAACAAUGAUGAAAGCCUUUGAUGUACCCCAGGAGGCUGCCUACACCUUCUUCGAGAAGGGUGAUACUGACAAGACCGGAAAGCUGGAGCGACCUGAACUGGUCCAUCUCUUCAGAAAGUUCUGGAUGGAGCCAUACGAUCCCCAGUGGGAUGGUGUCUACGCUUACAAAUACUAGAUCGUAUUCACUUGGAACUUGAUGAUAUCUUACCUGGAAUGGACUUGAAUUCGUGAUCUGUAAACGAUCUUGGAACUUUCCUUUUUUUGUUUUCGAUAUUUUGUUUUCUAAAGUUUAAACUCACAUCAAACUUACCUUGUAUUUUAGUAUUGAAAUGUUUUGUAAUUAAUUAUAAUCAUCACUUAACUUGGGUAUGAUAAUGAAUGUUAGACUUAUACUUUACUAUCAUCUCAAAUGUUACAUUUGAAUUGAAAACAAAAAUACGUUGUUUGAUUGUCUUAUCACUCUUAAUCGACCAAGCAAGUCAAAGAUAAAAUAAAAUUAACAUAGUUGGUUCGUACCCUCGAGUUUCGCCGUCCGUAUGCAAGAGUACUUUUGAAACUUCUGACGUGAAUUUUUCCACUAUUUUCACGCGAUUUAAACGAGUUUUUAAAAAGUUUAAAAUGUUUAAUUUAUCAUCAAGAUAAAGUUAAAGAUAUUAAGCGGAAUCAAUGGACAUCUCAUUAUCAGAUUCACUGUCUUCAGCAGUAGUGUCUAUGUGUUCUGUCUUGUCAACAAUUUUAAAGCUUAACGUACCCUAAAUUCAAUUUUUCGUACCGCAAGUACCCUGCUGUUUUUACGUACCCUAUAGUACGGACCAACUAUGAAAAUUAAGCUUAAUCUUCCAUUUCACUUUUAACAUUAGUCGCAACUAAGAAGCAUUGGCUCCCCCCCCCCCCCUCCCAAGCAUUUAACCUUCUCGCAUAUUCUGAUAUUAAAAUUGUGUAAAAUUAGUUCACAAUCUCUUUCCCGGUUAAUUUUAUUGAAAAUUACAAUUUAUUUUGACAAAAUUAACAACCAAAUGUUAUGUAGCUAAAGUGACCAGGCCAACAAGAUGCCAGGACUCGACGAGACCAACAACGAAAGCUACAAGUACUUAAGAAGCGUGGGUAACACCUGGCAGUACAAUGUCGAGGACCUUCACCCCAAGAUGUUGUCCCGACUCUACAAGAGGUUUGACACUUUCGAUCUGGACAGUGACGAGAGGAUGGAGAUGGAUGAAGUCCUGUACUGGCCCGACAGAAUGAGACAGCUGGUCAACGCUACUGAUGAGCAGGUUGAGAAGAUGAGGCAUGCAUGCAAGACUUUCUUCUGGCAUAAAGGAGUAGACCUAGAGCACGGUCUCCAUCGAGAUGACUGGGUUGAGGCUAACAGAGUCUUCGCUGAAGCGGAGAGAGAAAGGGGACGACGUGGAGAACCCUCCUUAAUUGCCCUCCUCUCUAACUCUUACUACGAUGUCCUGGAUGAUGAUGGUGAUGGUACUGUCGAUGUCGAUGAGCUGAAGACCAUGAUGAAAGCCUUUGAUGUACCCCAGGAGGCUGCAUACACCUUCUUCGAGAAAGCUGAUACUGACAAGAGUGGAAAGCUGGAGCGAAAUGAGCUGGUCCAUCUCUUCAGAAAGUUCUGGAUGGAACCAUACGAUCCUCAGUGGGACGGUGUUUAUGCUUUCAAAUAUUAAAUAGUAUCUGUUUAAAACUCGAUGAAAUCUUUUCCGGCAGUCAAUUUUAUAUAUUUUUCUGUAGGAGAAGAUUUUAAAAUUUUUCUUCUGGAUUUUGUUAAAGUUUAAAACUCAAAGCAGAUGAUUUAAUCAUAAUGAUUGGUAACGUGUAUUCGAUUUAGAAUGAAUUUUGGAUUUUGUGAUGAAUACCAUCACACGCAUAU